CUCUUACAAAAAAAUUAUCCGACUAAUAAAUUCCAUCAAAGGGGCUGUCUGUCCCAUCUUCUUCCCUCUUCUCACUUCUCGCUAGGGCACACAGACUCGCACACGAACAAGCUCUCUCUGAUCUCUCCUUCAAGGCUAUAAAAGUUACUGAGUAAAAGCUUUUCAAAUCAGUCUUCUUCUGUUUAUUGACUGUCAAGACAAGGAAGGGUUACUUCUCAGUGAGGAAUGAUUGUUUGCAUGACCUUUUGACCUUGGUGCAAUGUCUGGGUUAAUUAAUUCUUCUCUAAACGGAUCAGCUUCAAAUCUUCCGGACAGUAAUGGACGAUCUUUUGCUACAUCCUUUUCUGGACAGUCUGGUGCAGCCACUCCUAUUUUUCACCAUAGCGGACCCAUUCAAGGGUUGCAAAACAUUCAUGGGAGCUUCAAUGUUCCAAGCAUGCCAGGUACACUUACAUCGAGAAACUCAACAAUGAAUAACAUGCCUUCUGGUGGGGUUCAACAACCUGCUGGGAGCCUCUCUAGUGGAAGGUUUGGGUCCAACAAUCUUCCUGUUGCUCUUUCUCAGUUAUCUCAUGGAAGCUCCCAUGGACAUUCAGGAGUCACGAAUAGAGGAGGUAUUAGUGUUGUAGGAAACCCUGGAUUUAGUAGUAACACAAAUGGAGUUGGUGUUUCUAUUCCUGGGAUUCUUCCAACCUCUGCUGCUAUUGGUAACCGGAAUGCUGUUCCAGGAUUGGGAGUUUCCCCAAUUUUGGGAAAUGCAGGUCCUAGGAUUACGAGUUCAAUGGGAAACAUGGUUGGUGGGGGCAACAUCGGGAGGAACAUAAGCUCUGGUGGGGGAUUAUCUAUUCCUGGACUUACUUCUCGCCUAAAUCUCAGUGCAAAUAGCGGAUCUGGAAGCUUAAGCAUGCAAGGACAAAAUCGAUUGAUGAGUGGAGUGCUUCCACAAGGAUCUCCGCAGGUAAUUUCUAUGUUAGGCAAUUCUUAUUCCGGCGCUGGAGGGCCACUCUCUCAAAGCCAUGUUCAAGCGGUGAACAAUCUGAGCUCUAUGGGCAUGUUGAAUGAUGUGAACUCUAAUGACAAUUCACCCUUUGACAUAAAUAAUGAUUUUCCUCAGUUGACAAGUCGUCCUAAUUCCGCAGGCGGUCCUCAAGGACAAUUGGGUUCUUUAAGAAAGCAGGGUCUCGGAGUCAGUAGCAUUGUUCAACAAAACCAAGAGUUCAGCAUCCAAAAUGAAGAUUUCCCAGCUUUACCUGGAUUUAAAGGUGGUAAUGCCGAUUAUGGUAUGGAUUUGCACCAGAAAGAACAACUUCAUGAUAAUGCCAUGUCAAUGAUGCAACCUCAACAUUUCUCUAUGGGGAGAUCUACUGGCUUCAACUUGGGAGGAUCUUUUUCAUCAUAUCGUCCACAGCAGCAACAACAACAGCAACAUACUCCGUCUGUCAGUGGUGGUGGUGUCUCUUUUUCGUCUGUAAACAAUCAAGAUCAUCUCCACAACUCAGAUAUAUUCCCAUCUUCGAAUUCGACAUAUCAUUCGCAGGCCAGUGGACCUCCAGGAAUGGGACUAAGACCUCUGAAUUCUCCUAACACUGUUUCCGGUAUUGGUACAUAUGACCAUCUUAUUCAGCAGUAUCAACAACAGAAUCCAUCCCAGUUCAGAUUACAACAAAUGUCGGCCGUAAGUCGAUCCUUUAGGGACCAGGGAGGCAUGAAACCAAUGCAGGCAGCGCAAUCUAUUCCGGAUCCCUUUGGUUUGCUUGGCCUGUUGAGUGUUAUCAGGAUGAGCGAUCCUGAUCUAACCUCACUAGCUCUUGGAAUUGAUUUGACAACUCUUGGGUUGAACUUAAAUUCAACGGAGAAUCUCCACAAGAAUUUUGGUUCACCAUGGUCUGAUGAACCGGCCAAGGGUGAUCCAGAGUUCACCGUCCCUCAAUGUUAUUAUGCUAAGCAGCCACCCCCUGUACAUCAAGUCUAUUUUACAAAAUUUUCUCAUGAUACAUUGUUUUAUAUAUUUUACAGCAUGCCGAAAGAUGAAGCGCAACUGUAUGCUGCCAAUGAACUUCAAAAUCGAGGAUGGUUAUAUCACAAAGAGCAUCAUUUGUGGUUUUCACGGGUUGCCGAACCACUUGUCAAGACAAACACUUACGAGAGGGGAUCUUACCACUGUUUUGAUCCCAUUGCGUUUGAAAUAGUCCGCAAGGAUAAUUUUGUGCUCCAUUACGAGAUGAUGGAAAAGAGACCGGCUCUACCUCAGCAUUAACAAUUUUUUUCCUAGUUCACAAUGUACAUUUUCGGUUGUUGAACAUUGAUUAGAACGUAAGUCAGCAUGCACCAUUAAUAUUUUCCAGAAAUUUGUCGAUUGUUAGCAGUUGUCCCCCCCUUAUCAUAUAGUGGUCAUUGUCAAUCAAGCAUUCUUAUUUCAUGCAUCUAAGCAUCUUAUUUGGAUUACUGGCUGAUUACAGGCUAGGAAAAAUAAAUGUAACUUGUUGCAACAGCUA
This is a messenger RNA of Tripterygium wilfordii, 2495 nucleotides long. RefSeq names its product probable NOT transcription complex subunit VIP2. Gene Ontology annotation, biological process: regulation of DNA-templated transcription; nuclear-transcribed mRNA poly(A) tail shortening. The transcript is spliced from 14 exons. Lineage: Eukaryota; Viridiplantae; Streptophyta; Magnoliopsida; Celastrales; Celastraceae. The record is from RefSeq and is a predicted model, not a curated record. Gene Ontology annotation, cellular component: P-body; CCR4-NOT core complex. The coding region runs from base 260 to 2257 and encodes 665 amino acids.